AUGGAAGCACCCAACCACACCUCUACUCGCCCUAUGACCUUCCUGCUGACUGGUAUCCCAGGGUUAGAAGCAGCACAUGUAUGGAUCUCCAUCCCCUUUGUCCUUAUGUACCUUCUGGCACUGGUGGGCAAUACUCUGGUGAUGGUGGUGGUAGCUGGGGACCGAAACCUCCAUAAGCCCAUGUACCUCUUCUUAGCCAUGUUGGCACUCAAUGAUAUCAUCCUCUGUACAGUCACUGUGCCCAAAAUGCUUGUUAUCUUCUGGAGGGGCCCAGCUAUCUCCACUUUUGCAGACUGCCUUACUCAAAUGUUCUUCGUUCAUGCUUUGUUCCUCUCAGAAUCAGCUGUGCUCCUUGCCAUGGCCUAUGACCGCUACGUUGCCAUCUGUACACCACUCCACUAUACUUCUCUACUGACUACAUCUAUCAUUGGAAAGUUAGGGCUGGCCCUGGUGUCCCGGAGUGUGAUUGUAGUCAUUCCUGGUGUUCUCCUUAUCCUUCAUCUGCCCUUUUGCCGGACCAAUGUCAUCCCUCACACUUACUGUGAGAACAUGGGCAUAGCCAAGCUGGCCUGUGCCAGUAUCACACUCAACAGCGUCUAUGGACUUACAGCAGCUUUUCUCACCACAGGGAUGGACUUCAUCCUCAUUGCUAUUUCAUAUGGGCUAAUCCUCCGAGCAGUGCUGGGACUGUCCUCACGUGAAGCCCGAGCAAAGGCCUUUGGGACAUGUGGGACACAUAUUUGUGUUAUCCUAGUUUUCUACACAUUGGCCUUCUUUUCUUUCUUCACCCACCGCUUUGGUCCCCAUGUUCCCCAUCAUGCCCAUAUCCUCUUGGCCAACCUUUAUCUGCUGGUGCCCCCUACAAUGAACCCCAUCAUCUAUGGGGUGAAGACCUCAGAGAUACGAGUGCGUGUACUAGGGCUUUUUCACCUGAUGAAGUCUUCUUAA
This is a messenger RNA of Phascolarctos cinereus (koala), 948 nucleotides long. The record is from RefSeq and is a predicted model, not a curated record. Lineage: Eukaryota; Metazoa; Chordata; Mammalia; Diprotodontia; Phascolarctidae.